UAAAUUUGUCCUUCACCCUUACAAUGCGCCAUUCAUAAACAAAGCGGGAUAUUGUUUUUGAAUAUAUAUUACUUUGUUUUCUCUUUAUCAAACAUUUGACAACGUUAUAUAUUUGAUCUAUUAAUGUUGCAAGUUUUGGAUUAUUCUUAAAAUAGUUUUUCUCGCCUGCUCUCUCAUCGUAAGCAUUCCGACGUGUUUCAACACGAAUUCGCCUCUAAAUAUCAACUCAAAAAAGUGUAAAACGGUAAAGAAAAUAAUAAUAACAAUGAGUUCAGACGAAUCGAGUAUUAAAGAACUUCGUACUCAUCUUUAUAAAAAUAUGAAAGAUAAAGGAUAUCUAUCCAAUUUGAAGUGCCAGUUAAGGAACAAAUUACUGGCCGAUUUAAAGACUAAAGGACUACAAGCUGAAAAAUUAAAGUCUAAGGGAACCGAACAAGAGCAAAGUUUAUCAAUAAAGGCGGCAAAUAGUAUAAUAAUAGAUCAUUUGGAAAAAUGUAAAAUGGAAUAUACACUGAGUAUGUUCUUACCGGAAAGUAAUACUGAAAAUAAUAUGGUUUUCAAUACAAGUGAAUUGCUACAAAUUCUACGUAUCAGUCCUGAAUCCGAUUUAUACAAAUAUUUAAUGGAAGAUUCUUCAGUGAAGAGUGAAGAAGGUUUUCUAUCAAAAUUGCUCAAGAGAAUUUCCGAGGAGCAUGGUUUGAAUAAAAUCGCUUCAGCAUGCCAAACUGAUACUUAUAUUCAACCUCACCAUUCAUCUUUAGAAAAUAAAAUGCAAAUGAUAGACAACAGUUUUACGGAUGCCUCUAGGGAACAUAGAUCAGUAGAAUUCGAAAAUAGAAUUACGGCUUAUAAAAAAGAGAUAGAUAAACGCUCCCGAGCCGAUUUUGAAGCUGAGAUCAUACGUUUCAAAGAGACAGAAAUUAGUCGUAUUCGAAUAGAAGAAAGAGAAAAAUUACGUGAACAACUAGAUGCUACCAGAAGAGAAUUGGAGAGGACUUACCACGUGAAAGCUGAAGCGUUACUUCAACGUGAGAGGCACGCUGUAGAAAGAGUUCAACAACAGCAAAGUAUUCAAGAGAGAGAGGUCUAUAGCCAAAGACAAAGUCUUUUGGAUGAGAUAGAAGCCGUUAGAAAGAAGGAAGCGCAAGUGAGAAGAGACGCUGAAUUGAUGAGAAGAGAGCAAAUGAUUCAAGAAGAGAGAAUGAAAACUAGGGAAGAACUAACAUCAAAAAGGGAGGAAAAUGCUCGUAAAAAGGAAAUAGAGCUGGCCAAAGAGCUGCAUGAUCAGAUGAGCAAAUUCAAGUUGGAGCAGGAGGCUAAUUACAUGCAAAGAUCAAAAGAUUUGGAAUUUCGCGAAUUAAAAGUUCGAGAUGAUCAACGGCGUCUAGAUGACGAAUUACGUGAUAUUUAUAAUGUAAAACAAGAGUUAAGGGAAAAAGCCAGUAGAGUUUGCCAACUGGAGGCUGAACUAAACAGCAGCAGACAACAAUUAAUCGUAUUUGAAAAGAAAUCAGAAUUACAAGCGGAUAAAAUAAGAGAGAUGGUCGAUUAUGAGACUUUGAAGAAAGAGAAUUUUUUAUUGAAAAAAGAUCUAGAAGUUAUAAAAGACCAAUACGCCCAAGCGUCUAAAGAAGCUAUGGUUGAGAGAAAAAAACAGGAAAGUUUGUAUAGGGAAAUGACGGAAAGAGCCGAAAGACCUUCACCCGAGGUUAUUCUUAUUCAACGAGAAUUGGAUAAAGCCAGAGAACAAUCGAAACAGCAAGAAAUUCUAGGCAAUCAUCAUAGGAAUUUAUCUGAAAAAAAUCUUCAAGAUGAGCGUGAAAGUAAACGUCAACUAUUACAAAAAUACGAAGAACAAUCGAUGCAAAUGAAAGAGAUGAAUAGGGAAUUAAUGGAUCUAAGGCAGCAAUUAGGAAUGACAACAAAAGCACUUACAAAUGAAAUUUAUCGAAAACCAUUUGCCGAAGUUUCUAAUGAUUCAAAGCACGAUAUAAGUAUUGAUAGAUAUACAUCUGGAAGGAUACUUCGGGAAGAAGAAGUUCCAACGAGGUCCAGAGAUCUACAUUCCCCCGAAAGUCACAAUUCCAGUUCUUCUACCGAUUUAGUAGCCGAAACAAAGAGAAGACUAAAAAGUUUAGACGCAGAAGCCGAAGUAAGUACAUUGAAUAUCUGA
This is a messenger RNA of Dimorphilus gyrociliatus, 2173 nucleotides long. NCBI's taxonomy places the organism in Eukaryota, Metazoa, Annelida, Polychaeta, Dinophilidae. The record is from the annotation of a GenBank genome assembly.